Sporothrix brasiliensis 5110 is the source of this 792-nucleotide messenger RNA. RefSeq lists its product as uncharacterized. Bases 1 to 792 code for a protein of 263 amino acids. The record is from RefSeq and is a predicted model, not a curated record. Lineage: Eukaryota; Fungi; Ascomycota; Sordariomycetes; Ophiostomatales; Ophiostomataceae. The transcript has 3 exons.
AUGAAGUACAUCAGCACCCUCGUCGUUCUUCUCAGCGCCAGUGCCUCGCUCGUGGCCGCUGCUCCCAAGGGCAACAAGAACGACAACAACAACAAUGGUGCCAGUGCUGCCCAGAACGCCGCUGCUCAGGAGAGCGUCAAUGCUGCGGCCAACAACGGCUCUGGCGGCAUCAAGGCUGCCGACAACGCUGCUGAGGCUGCUGCCCUCGUAGCUGCUGGUGAUCUCGGCGCCGCCACGACCGGAGCCAUCUUCUCCUCGAUUGACGCCCAGUUCAAGGCCUCGGAAGCCGCUGCCACGGCCACCGCUGCUGCUGCUGCUGCUGCGGUCAACACUGGUGCUGCCAACGCGCAGGCUACAGCCGCAGCCGCGGCCGGUGCCAACGCAAAUGCCGCCAAGGGCAAAGGAAAGGGCAAGGGCAAGGGCAAGGGCAAAGCGGCCAAGGCCAAUGCUGCCAAGAGAAACGCCGCCAAGGGCAACGCCGCCCAGACCGCCGCGAAUGCCCAGGCCAGCGUCAACGCCGCCGCCAACAACGGCGCUGGUGGUAUCAAGGCCGCCGACGCGGCCGCCGAGGCUGCUGCCCUUGUGGCAGCUGGUGAUAUCGGUGCUGUGACGACGGGUGCCAUUUUUUCGUCGAUUGACGCUCAGUUUAAGGCGUCCGAGGCGGCGGCCACGGCAACGGCCGCUGGUGCCGCCAACAACGCUGCCGGCAACGGCCAGGCACAGGCCACGGCCGCCGCAACUAACAAGGGCAAGGGCAAGGGCAAGGCCAACGGCAAGGGCAAGAACAACUAA